GACUCAGAGCAGCAGUAAGGAGGGAGGCAGGGAGGACCUCAGCUGAGAGAGAGAGAGACGUAGAGGCACACAGAGAGAGGAGUGUGUGCUGGAUGUAUGCGCUUGCUUUGCUGACUGACUGACAGACUGUGUGUGUGUGUUUGUGUGUGACAGAUAGAGAGGAAAUUGCGUGGAUACUACUCUGCAGGACUGGAUACGCUCGGCAUCCCAGGAGUCAAAGAGGCACACACACACACACAAUCAAAUAAAGAGAGCGAGGCGGACACCAACUGCUGACUGAAGGGCAGGCAGACACCGGGGCUGAGCGCGGAGGAGUGAGCAGACAAGAGAGAACGCACGAGAGCUGACUGACUGAUCGCGCCCAUGGCGAGCAAUAACACAGCCAGUAUUGCACAAGCCAGGAAGCUGGUGGAGCAGCUGAAGAUGGAGGCCAACAUUGACAGGAUAAAGGUGUCAAAAGCAGCAGCGGACUUAAUGUCAUACUGCGAAGCUCAUGCCAAAGAGGACCCUCUGCUAUCGCCGGUUCCAGCGUCAGAGAACCCGUUCAGGGAGAAGAAGUUCUUCUGUGCCAUUCUGUAAACCCGACAUGGCCCUUCAGCAGUCUGCUCGGUGCGGGACUUUGAACGCGGACGUUCAAAAUACGUAGAAAUCUUUUAGUAGGAGGGCACGGCGAUUGAUGCCCCUUUCUUGAACGGCACCGUAAGAGUGCAAAAAUUAAAAACCACAGAGUUAAUGUGUAACCAUUAAAGGGGUUGUGAUUGCUUUGUCGAGGGGGUGUUGCAGCAUGUUGAAGGGGUCUGUGCUUUAUUUUUAGAUGAUACAAAAGGGAUGAUAGUGAUUGAUGAUGACGAGCGUGAUGAUAGCCCAGAGACUUGACGGACAACCGGUCAGCCUAAAAAAGUCUCCAGGUUUUGAUGUGUACAAAACAAACAAACAAACAAAAAAAUACAUAAAAUGAGAAUAAAAAAUAUUUUGUGGUUCUUUUGGGACUUCCAAACUUUCUGUUAAAUGGCUUGUGGAGACCGAAAAAAAUAAAUGCCUUCCACUAGAUGCCACCUAAUUAUUGGAAUGUUUCUAAGUUGUUUAUUUUAUGUUUACUUCAACUUUACCUACCACCUAGAUAUCUUUCUAUAACUGUACGUGAUUACUGAAACAGCUCUGUCAACUUUUUUUAUUUACACCAACAGGUUAGUGAAAGCUUUUUUAAUGGGAUGUUUGAAACAUUGGACUCUGUGAUUCUCUUUUCAAAAACCUUUCUGAAAAAUCAGUCUCUGUGUAUCGACAUCUAUCUGGCAAAUGUGAUGCAGUUUGUCUCCUUCAGAUACAAACCCUCUUUCUACUCUUUGUAUAAAAUGACUAGCAAGUAAACUGUGCUGUGCUGUGAGUUCUGGAUGUUUGUGUUUGUAUCAUUAACUAAGUGCAUGAAAUGAACAAAGGCUCGUCUGUCUUUCCUUUCAUGUGGAGAUUGUAUGAAACAAGGGGCGGCCUCCGUGUGGAAGUGCCAGAAAAUAUUAAAAUAAGAAUGACUCAGUCUGGA
Messenger RNA from Solea senegalensis (Senegalese sole), 1537 nucleotides. Its product is annotated as guanine nucleotide-binding protein G(I)/G(S)/G(O) subunit gamma-2. NCBI's taxonomy places the organism in Eukaryota, Metazoa, Chordata, Actinopteri, Pleuronectiformes, Soleidae. Gene Ontology annotation, molecular function: G-protein beta-subunit binding. The record is from RefSeq and is a predicted model, not a curated record. Gene Ontology annotation, biological process: G protein-coupled receptor signaling pathway. The coding region runs from base 364 to 579 and encodes 71 amino acids. Gene Ontology annotation, cellular component: heterotrimeric G-protein complex. The transcript has 4 exons.